This is a messenger RNA of Sander lucioperca (pikeperch), 6296 nucleotides long. It is a transcript of the gene plekhh2, whose product is annotated as pleckstrin homology domain containing, family H (with MyTH4 domain) member 2. Gene Ontology annotation, cellular component: cytoskeleton; cytoplasm. The transcript has 30 exons. Lineage: Eukaryota; Metazoa; Chordata; Actinopteri; Perciformes; Percidae. Gene Ontology annotation, molecular function: actin binding. The record is from RefSeq and is a predicted model, not a curated record. Gene Ontology annotation, biological process: negative regulation of actin filament depolymerization. Bases 226 to 4728 code for a protein of 1500 amino acids.
GGACGUGUUGUGCGAAACCACACCCUCUAAAUCCAACCCUGCUCCAACUUUUUGCCUUUGAGCUGAAAUGAAAUCCUUGGGCACGAGAGAAAUUCACCGUUUUACUCAUGAAUUAGGACUUUCUCCACAGGAAUAACAAGAAAUGUUUAGACGCUGGAGUCGACAUGGCGUGAAGUCCCUCGUAUAGUUUCUGUCCAUCAAAUAUUGAUAGGAGGGUUGGGCGCUAUGGCGGAGGGGGAGGAGGCCAUGAGCCAGGAGGACUGGAAGGAGAAGUGUAUGGUCCUGGAGGCCCUGCUCAUGAAGUUCAGAGUGCAGAUCAUCAAGAUUCGAGAACUCACCGCUGACAAGAUUCAACAAUUGGAGACGCAGGUGAUCGAUGCAGAAAAGCGGGCCUUCACCGCUCACCAACAGGUGCAGUGGAUGGAGGAGAAGCUGAAAGCUCCAGACAGCCAGUCCGGAGACUCCGAGGUGCGUUUGUUCCAGCGCUGCCAGGAGCUGCAGGCCUCGGUGCAGGAGAAGGAGGACGUCAUCGGCCAGCUGGAGCAGCAGCUGGAGGAGCAGAAACAGAUCCGACUUCAGGAUGCCAAAACGGUGGAGGAGAAAGCAGCAAAGAUCAAGGAAUGGGUGAUGCUAAAGUUGUCAGAGUUUGAGGUGGAGAACGCGGCAUUAAAAGAAACCAACAAGCAGCAGGAGGCUCAGAUUGUGGAGUUACAGAAACAAGUGCAGGCCUUUGAGCAGAAGUGUGGUGGGGAACGAGGAGUCCUGUGCAGACCAGGGGAGGCCCAGCGUCUCAGCAGCCUGACGUUUGGCUGUUUCCAAGUGAGGGGGAAGAGCCCCCAGGUCCUCACUGGACCAGCACCCUGCCAGAGGAGCCUGAGCACCCAGGGAGAGACUGAGGGCAGAGAUAAGACUGAGAAGAGUAGUAAGCAGACAGUCUUCUCAGGCACAAACGGUGAAGUCCAGACCCCUGACCAGACUGGACUUCUGGGUAAUCCUCUGGAGGAUGACAGUGCAUCUGAAAGCCUGGGUGAGAAAGCCCUUGGACCUGAGUCCCGCAGCGUCUCCUCCGUUCUCUCCAGCGCUGCAUCAGAUGGGGAGGGAGGAGGAGGGGGAGGAGGGUGUGAGGGCAGAGGAGGAGGAGGAGGAGGAGGGUGUGCUCUGGAGUUCAGCCGCCCCGGCAGUGACACCUACCUGACUGCUUCGGACGACAGCAGCUCUCUAUUCGACGACGACAUGCAGCGCGCCGAGCGGCCCCGCUUCAGCCUGCUGGGCUCAUCAGAGGGGACUCUGGGAGGCUGUAAGGAUGGGGGGGAGGAGGGGGAGGGGGGGGCACACAGGGCCAAGCUGGAGGACUGCACCUCAGAGGAGCUCAACAAGCGAUUCCAGUCACAGAGACUUGACUCCUCAUCCUCUUCUGGCGAAGCUAACACCCCCAGCCCCAUCCUCACCCCAGCCCUCACCCCUAAACGACCCAACCCACCCCAGGACCCGAGGGAUAACCCCGCAUCGCCCAAACAGCCCCGGCUGCGGACCCCAGCAGGGUUCGGGUUGACGAAUGUGGCUCUGGCCAAGAAACACCUGAGCCAGCCACCGAUCAGCAGCGAGGCAGCACACGGACAAACACGCAACGCUCUCAGCAUGCUGCGCCCCCUCCGGCCACAGGAAACUGACCUCGACCAGGAGCAGGAGGUUGGCAUGGAAACGGGAAGGGACACGCCUCCUCAAAGCCUCCCUUGCUCACAAGCUGCGCCUACAUUUCCAACCUUGCAGACAUCACCUGCUCCACCUGAACCCGGUACAGAGAUCAGCCCAAAGAAGGAAGACUGUGACAGCUCAGCACCGCCUACACCCCCUUUGCACAGGCUGCCCUCCUGGGAGAGUCGCAUCUAUGCUGUUGCUAAAUCAGGAAUCCGACUGUCUGAGACAUCCUGCACAGACCCUGCUAGCAAAGACCCUUACCUCCAGUCCUCCUAUCCUGCCUUUGUAAUGUACACAUCCCUCAUUUAUAAAAACAUGACUACUCCAGUUUACACUACUCUGAAGGGGAAAGCCACCAUGCUGAGCAGCAGUCCGUUCUCAGACGAGUCUUCCAGCUCCGAGGAGUCCUCUAGCUCCGGAGAGGAGGACGGAUCCCUCUGCAGCUCCCACACCUCGUCCAGCUCCCGCAAGGACAGCAGCCCGGGCAGCCCGCGCUCUCUCAAGAGAGCUGUGUCCAUGUCUUCUAUGACAUCAGAGAGCGACUAUGCCAUCCCUCCUGAUGCCUACUCCACCGACACAGAGUGCUCUGAACCGGAGCAAAAACUCCCCAAAACCUGCUCUUCAGCCAGUGACAACGGCAAGAGUGAACCAAUGGAGAAGUCAGGCUACCUGUUGAAAAUGGUGAAGACCUGGAAGAAAACAUGGAAGAGACGCUGGUUUGUCCUCAAAGACGGAGAGCUGCUCUACUACAACUCACCUAGUGAUGUGAUCAGAAAACCUCAGGGUCAGAUCGAAGUCAAUGCCACCAGCAGCAUCGCCCGUGGAGACGGAAAACAAGUCCUCCAGGUGGUGACAGGGAAGCGUGUGUACUACCUGAAGGCUGACUCCCCUAACCUGCUGGAGGAGUGGCUCAGGGUGCUGCAGAGUGUGCUCAGGGUGAAAGCUGCCAGUCCUCUCUUCACCCAGCCGGAUAUUCGCCCCGGCAUGAAGGGACUGCUCAUCAAGGUGAAGCACGGCUACUCUAAGCGGGUUUGGUGUGCCCUGAUUGGCAAAACCUUGUACUAUUUCCGCAGCCAAGAGGACAAGUUCCCCCUGGGUCAGAUUAAGCUGUGGGAGGCCCAGGUGGAGGAGGUAGACAGGUCAAGAGAUUCAGAUGAUGACCUAAAGGCAUGUGGGCGGGGCUUACAGGCAGCAUCUUUUACCAUAGCCAUCCACCCACAAGAGCAAGGGCCGACCUACCUGCUCAUCGAGUCCCGCCACGAAAAGGACUCGUGGCUGUACCAUCUGUCUGUGGCGGCGGGCACCACCGUGGGUAAAGUCGGCACUGAGUUUGAACAACUGGUGGGAAAACUCUUCCAACUGGACGGAGAUCCAAACUCUCAGAUCUGGAGACAUCCCAUGUUGUGUUUCAGUAAGGAAGCUCUGUUGUCUCCUCUCACCACCCUGCCUUCACAAGCUCUGCAGACAGAGGCCGUUAAACUAUUUAAGACUUGUCAGCUUUUCAUCAACGUAGCCAUUGACUCUCCGGCCAUCGACUACCAUGUCUCACUGGCCCAGAGUGCUUUGCAGGUGUGUCUGGCCCACCCAGAGCUCCAGAAUGAGUUCUUCUGCCAGCUCAUUAAACAGACCCGCAGGAGGCAGCCACACGGCCAUCCAGGACCGCUGCAGGGUUGGCAGUUUCUAGCCUUGUGUGUCGGAUUGUUUCUGCCUCAGCACCCGUUCCUCUGGCUGCUCCAGGUUCACCUCAAAAGACACGGAGACUCCAGGACUGAGGUGGGUAAGUAUGCCAUCUACUGCCAGCGCUCUAUGGAGCGGACCCAGCAGAAGGGCGAGAGGCAUGCCAGGCCGUCCCGUAUGGAGAUACUGUCGAUCCUACUGAGGAAUCCCUAUCAUCACUCUCUGCCAUUCAGCGUCCCUGUUCACUUCCUCAAUAACACCUACCAGGUGGUGAGCUUCGAUGCUUCGACCACAGUGGACGAGUUCCAGUGUCGCCUCAACCAGGACACCGGCAUAAGGAAAACAGGGCUAUCUGGUUUCAGCUUGUACACUGAUGACCCUACUGGAAGAGAGCUGGAACACUGCCUGCAAGGAGGCAUCAAGAUUUGUGACAUUAUCUCCAAAUGGGAGCAAGCCUCUAAGGAGCAGCACACUGGCAAGUCUGAAAGCACCAGGACUGUCCGCCUCACCUACAAGAACAGGCUGUACUUCUCACUCCAGGUCAGGGGGGAGUCAGAGAGGGAGAGGUUGCUGCUGGCUUAUCAGACAAAUGAGGCCAUUGUAGCGGGACACUUCCCUGUCAACAAGGAACUGGCUCUGGAAAUGGCUGCCCUGCUGGCCCAGGUGGAGUUUGGGGACUUUGAGCGUCCCUUCUCAGCUCCUGGAUCAGCCCAGACCAAGUCUAACCAAACCCUGAAACAGGUUCUGGACAGAUUUUACCCAAAACAUUACCGCAGGACCACGUCUGAGGAGCAGCUCAGACAACUGCUGCUGCGCCUCUCUGCCCGCUGGGCCUCCCUCAGGGGUCGAAGUUCCCCCGAGUGUGUCAGGAUCUACCUGACCGUUGCCAGGAAGUGGCCUUUCUUUGGAGCCAAAUUAUUUGAAGCAGAGUCCAUCACUCCCUCUCCAGAGCAGGGUGCACGUGUUUGGCUGGCAGUGCAUGAAGAUGGUAUUGGCGUUCUGGAAAACAACUCUGUUAAGCCGCUGGUGUGCCACCCAUACAAGAGCCUGAUGACGUUCGGAGGCUGCAAACAGGACUUCAUGCUGGUCGUGGGGCAGAGCAUCGGGGCCAACGCCAGCAAAGACAAACCUACAGAGAAAUAUCUAUUUGCGAUGGACGCCUCCAAGAUAAGGGAGAUCACCCUCCUCAUCUCCAGUUACAUCAACAGCGCUCAUCAGCAGAAAGCCGCCGCCCACCACCUCUCUGCCCCGGCUCUGAUGGUGGCCCAGCCCAUCAGUCUGAAGAGCAGAGAUCUGAGGAGCAAAUCCCCACCGGCACUGGGACGCCCCAGCAAGACCCCCACGCUGCUGUGACGGCGCAAACCUAUCACGUCCCCGAUCUCUCUGAGGAACAUUCACUUCGCUGAGCUGCCUUUUUCACCUUGUUUGAAUUUUGAAAAUGAAGGAUUUAUUUACAGCUGCGCAAGGCCUGAAUUCCAUUGGCACAGAGCUCUUCCUUCUUAUCAGUGUGAUCCUGUAGAUGUGUCUCUUUGGGCCAGAUUCAUUUCUUCUAUGUGGAAUGGUCACUUCUCUGCCUACUGGAAGUGACAAGUAUUGUCUUCCCUAAACCAUGGUUGCUCCAUCCACUUGAGUUUGGACUCGUUUUCAUAUCCGUUUGGUAUAAUUUGAUAUCACAGACGAGCUGAGGUUGCAGCAGUUUACUGCUAUGAUCAUACAGGAGUUCUAGGAGUUGGUGUCCUUUAAUUUCAAGCAUUUGAACUCCUGAAAGGUGACCUACUAGUGCAUUCCUCAGAGAACAUAAUGGAACUGGAGCAGUGAGCUGGUACAAAGGUGUCCUAAGAGGCUUUUGCUUAACAUUCUGCAUAUUUGACAUAUAUUGGUCUACCUGAUGAAUGUGUCGCCUUUGUUUUAUGUCAGACUCUAAAGAAAGGUCAACACUAUUUAUUGACAGACUGAGCUAGUGUUUUAAAGUCUCCAAUAAUCCAUCUGUGCUGUGUGGUGCAUUAUCUUUUUUUUUUUUUUUUUUUUAAAGGUGUUCUUUGAAGUAAACUUUUGUAUUCCUGUCUUAAAAAAAGAAUGCACACACAAUUUAGAAAAGGCAAUGACGCCUUGUUAAGGAGGGUAUUUUUGUAUCUUUCUUUCUGUCCCCCUGUAGGGCACAAUAACUCUACCAGGAAUUAAAACCCUUACAGUGUUGGAUAUCGUUGUAUAAUGAAGGAUACUAAUCAAAAAUGAUGAAAGCAUAGGGCAAGACUGCAGCUGAAGAAAAAUGUUAACGUAGUUGUGUGUGUGUGUGUGUGUGUGUGUGUGUGUGUAUAUUUGCAAUGCAACAGAUGUGAUUGGUAAGCCCGUAGAGUGGGCAAGUUGGUUGCGACGGGGAAAAGUUUGUAGUUUAUAAGAGGACGCCAGUUUGGACCCUGUGUGCUCUUAGUUACUGAAUAGCCAGGAGAGUGGUGAAACUUUAAUCAUGUACAAAUACUUUCUGGUGGCGUGCACGACUAAAAUCAACGAGAUCCCUCUGCUCAGUAUUUCACGACGUCAUUUAGAGAAGUAACACAGGGUUCAGGUAGAUUUUGAGGAAGAUGGUCAGGGGAUGUGAUAAGGGAACAGGUUGGUGAAAAUAUGUUGCGGUUGCUCGGGUUACAGAGAAAUGGUGUUUCUCUGUUCUGUCAACUAGCGUGACACAGAAUAUGAUGGUAUCUCAAAGAAGCAGUCUUCCUCUUCUCUAAUCCAAAGAUAAACUGGAAAACUAAUUUUAUAUGUAUGGUACAAAGCCAAGGUAAGGUAAAAGCUGAUUUUCCCUCCCAGUAUUAUCUGAAGCCUGUGAGUAUUGUCAGGUGUUAUAUUUAUUUGUCAUAUAAAAUAAUCAUCCUUGGAAUUAUUGUACAUUUCUCAUGCUUGAAUAAACUUAAACAGCAAAC